AUGGUUAACCAAGCCACAACUAGCCCAACCCCCCAAGCCGACUUCACCUCUGACAGUGGCACGGCCCUUUCCGGCCUCGACAGUAGCCUGCUACAAAGCCAGAUAGCGGACCAGAUUCUCUUAAACGAGGCUACUUUUGGAGAAGUGGCGUCGCUGGACGAGCUGUGCUUCAAUCCGAUGGACACCCUCUUCCAGGAUAUUGACUUCUACAGGCCGCUGGAUCUCGAUUUCGAUGACCUUGGUAUCCCACCGCUGGACUUCCCGAAUCCUACUUCCUGGGACCCGUCCCGUGGCUAUGCUGCAUUCCAGCGCUCGCCAUGGCUCUGCGAGGCCAAGCAGGAGAAGCCUACACUGCCGGUAAAGGAAGAGUUGUCACACUUCACCCAAGAUGACCACCGACUGGAGAGCUGGAUCCAUGCCCCGUCGUUCCAUCCGGAUGCCACUGCGCCCGAGCUAGUGGCUGCUGUCAUUUCAAGUGGUGCAACCUUUACUGCGGUGCCUACCAUAUGGCAGUUCGGCCUGGCUAUGCAGGAAAUUGUCCGAGUAAAAAUAUUCAGCGGGUUCGAGGAGAGCAAUGCCCAUACCAGAGACCUGAAGGCACUGCAGGCAUUCAUGAUGUGUUUAGACGUCGGCAUGUGGAGCGGCCGCAGAGAUAAGCUGUUACGACAGGCCGCCAUGUUCUCGGCGCUGGCCGACUCUUCCGUCACUCUCCCACUUGACUCCGACCCUAGCGAGGUCGUCGAGGAAAAGUGGCAGCAAUUCAUAACCCAUGAAUCCUAUAAAAGGCUUGCUCUCCAUGUCUUCACGCACGAUGUGCAGACAUCCAUCAUCCUGCAGAAGAACCCUCUGAUUACCUUCAACGAGCUGUCUUUUAGACUGCCCGCAUCUAGGGACCUCUGGAGUGCGCCCACAGCAGAUGCAUGGCGCCAGCUAUGCCUCUCUAAAUCAAAACAGUCCCCCUCCGGUCCCAUACCCCGUGUCUUCGAGGUCAUGCACAACCUUGGCGUUCUCGACGAGCUGUGGCAAUGCAUCGAUGUAGAUCUCUGCUACUGGAUUCUGCUGCACGGCUUCUGGGGGCAAAUACACGCGUACCGAGAAAGCAUCCGCUUCUAUGCCACGGCGAGCACGGAUGAGGGCAUGCACUGUCUGUGGCUCAAAUCGCAGCAUCAGGAGCUGUACCACGGCCUCUGUGCUUUUUCCAGCGCGAUAACUACCGCGGAUUUGCAGAACCACAAUGCAAAUCUGUCCUUCAUCCUCGACUUGUUCCUCAUGGUUUUGCACGUGUCACUAAGCGAGCUGCAGCUGUUUGCAGGUAUGGCCGGCGAGGAAGAGGCUCAUCGAGCAGCAGCGAUGCUGGAACACAGUUGGGUUAACACUGCCGAGGCGAGACACGCCGUAUGGUACGCCGGACAAGUGUUUUUGCGGGCCACGAGACUUUCGCCGGCCAACUUAGAUGGAUUCAAUGCUAUCGCCGUGUAUCUGGCCAGCUUGACCCUCUGGGCCUAUGGGACGCUGCGCUGUGCAACACCGCAUCAGACUGACGGAGCUAGACGACUCUUUCUUGCGGCUGGAAAAUCCAAUUUUGUGCUUCUCAAUGGCGAGGAGACAAGAAACACAAAGGCCUUUUUGCAUUUGAACAAGGGCAUGCCCGCCUUGGUCACUUCAGAAGGAGCAGUCGAGCCACUGUCGAAUCCGCCGGUGGCUUUGGCGAUUGCCAGAAGAAUCCUCCGGGAUAACAUUUCUGUGCGGUCAGAGCCUCUGCUGCCCUUAGUGGAAAGUCUGGAUAACCUGUUGAGAGAUCUCUAA
Messenger RNA from Grosmannia clavigera kw1407, 1806 nucleotides. Its product is annotated as c6 zinc finger domain containing protein. The record is from RefSeq and is a predicted model, not a curated record. Gene Ontology annotation, biological process: DNA-templated transcription. The coding region runs from base 1 to 1806 and encodes 601 amino acids. Gene Ontology annotation, molecular function: DNA binding; zinc ion binding. The transcript has 5 exons. Lineage: Eukaryota; Fungi; Ascomycota; Sordariomycetes; Ophiostomatales; Ophiostomataceae.